Molecule: messenger RNA, 747 nt
Organism: Lathyrus oleraceus (garden pea)
Lineage: Eukaryota; Viridiplantae; Streptophyta; Magnoliopsida; Fabales; Fabaceae
Product: U11/U12 small nuclear ribonucleoprotein 31 kDa protein
Exons: 2
Coding region: 1-747 (248 amino acids)
Biological process (GO): mRNA splicing, via spliceosome
Cellular component (GO): U12-type spliceosomal complex
Molecular function (GO): RNA binding
Source: RefSeq, a predicted model, not a curated record
AUGUCAAGUAAGAAGAAACACAAACGAAAACACAGCGACAACGAUGAAGACGACGACGUUUUCUACUACCGCUACUGCGCUUCGUCCUCAACCCCCAACACCACCACCGGCACCACAUCCAGUAAUCAACCCCAAUCAAAACCGAACAACAAAGGAUCAUCAAUAGGAGGAACAGGUGAACCCUUAGCACCAUCAAAAUCGACGCUAUACGUUUCUAAUCUAGAUUACUCCCUAACAAACUCCGAUCUCCAUACGCUCUUCUCUACUUUCGGCCGCAUCGCGCGUGUAACCGUUCUCAAAGACCGUCACACGCGCCUAAGCCGCGGUGUCGCGUUUGUCCAAUUCGUUUCUCGUAAUGACGCCCAACGCGCCGUGGCGGAGAUGAAUAAGAAGAUUCUCAAUGGAAGGACUCUAACUGCUUCUAUUGCUGCUGAUAAUGGAUGUGCUCCGGAGUUUAUUCGGAAGCGCAUGUAUAAUACUGAGACUGCUUUGUGUUAUGAGUGUGGGGGGCAUGGUUAUUUGUCGGAUGGGGAGGAGGAAGGCGAUGAGGAGGAGGAGGAGGGUGGUCAGAUUGCUGCGGAGCAGUUUGACGAUAAUUGGGCUUCUAUUGUGGAUGAUGAAGCGGGUGAAAGGUUGUUGGGGAGAAACAGAAAUGAUGAUGAGGGUUUGGACAACAACAAGACGAAGAAGAAAGGGAAGAAAGCUGGGUAUUUCAGUGAUGAGAGUGAUCAUGAUGAUGAUGAUUGA